AUGGCGACCAACAUCACCUUCCACCCGGGCCACGUCUCGUACGAGGAGCGAUCGAGCCUCCUCUCGCAGCGCGGCCUGACGCUGUGGCUGACUGGCCUUUCGGCGUCUGGCAAGUCGACGAUUGCCACGGCCCUCGAGCAGCACCUGCUGCACCUCAAGAAGUCGGCCUACCGCCUCGACGGCGACAACAUCCGCUUCGGCCUCAACAAGGACCUCGGCUUCUCGCCAAAGGACCGCGAGGAAAACAUCCGCCGCAUCGCCGAGGUCUCGACCCUCUUCGCCUCGUCCACCACCAUCACCAUCACCAGCUUCAUCUCGCCCUACAAGGCCGACCGCCAGGUGGCACGCGACCUCCAUGCCGCACACAGCCCCGCCCUCCCCUUUAUCGAGGUGUUUGUCGACGCCAGCAUCGAGGAGUGCGAAAAGAGGGAUCCCAAGGGCCUCUACAAGAAGGCAAAGGCCGGCGAGAUUAAGGAGUUCACCGGCAUCUCGGCACCCUACGAGGCUCCCGAGAAGCCCGAAAUUCACAUCGACGCCGACAAGACCUCGGUCGAGGAUGCCGUCCGCAUCAUUACCGAGUACCUCCUCGAGCACAAGUACAUCUAG
Molecule: messenger RNA, 606 nt
Organism: Pseudozyma flocculosa PF-1
Lineage: Eukaryota; Fungi; Basidiomycota; Ustilaginomycetes; Ustilaginales; Ustilaginaceae
Exons: 2
Coding region: 1-606 (201 amino acids)
Biological process (GO): sulfate assimilation
Molecular function (GO): ATP binding; adenylylsulfate kinase activity
Source: RefSeq, a predicted model, not a curated record